AGAAUUGUCUGGGAGCAUAGCAACACUGGCUCGAUACAAGAGCAGGCCACCGUGAGUCAUUGUAAAAGUUUAUCCUUCAGUACUUUUAUGACUUCUGCUUCAGAUUUUCUGCCAGUGAUGCCUCCCGGUUUCUCUAGAUCUCAUUCCAUAAUUGUUAAUGAAAGUGCCUCUGGUGAUAAAAAUGAUGAUGAUGAUGAUGACGACGAUGAUGGUGAAGAAUUUGCGGACUAUGCUGGAGAAGGGGUAUCAGCUCUUCGUUUCGAGCCGAAUGGAAUACGAUUUGCUUCCGGUGGUGUUGAUUACCAAGUGAAAUUAUUUGACUUUCAAAAGAUGGACAUGAGUCUACGCGCAGAUAAGGAACUUUUCCCUUGUGAGAGCCACAUAAUCAACGACAUAGCGUUUAGCGCAAAUGGAGAAAUAAUGCUUAUUUGUAGUAGUAAGGCCCAGGUUCAUUUAUUGGAUAGAUCUGGCAAGCAAUGGGCAGAAACAGUACGAGGAGAUCAGUACCUCGUUGACGUUAGCCAUACGAAAGGACACACAGCAGCUAUCAAUUGUUGUCAGUUUAACCCUAUUAUCAAGGAUGAAUUUAUGACAUGUGGAGAUGACGGUACCUGUAUGUCAAACUUUGAGUCAAUCGUGAUUAAAACGAAAACUGCAAAUGGGAAGCGGGCAAUGCCACAGACAUGUUGCUACUCGAUGGACGGAAAGUUAAUUGCGGCUGGUUGCGACGAUGGAUCUAUUCAAGUCUGGAAAUAUGGGAAUCUAUAUGUAAACACAUUCUACCUUGUUCGAAAUGCUCACAAAGGUCCGAUCACGUCAAUGACUUUCUCUCCAGAUUCUCAGAAGAUUCUAACAAGAGGACUGGACGAUUGUAUGAAGAUGUGGUCAAUCAAAAACAACAAAGCGCCUAUCCUUGAAAAGGCUGAUUUGGAGAAUGCGUUUAAAAGCACUGACUGUGGAUUCUCUCCUCAUGGUGAACUUAUAUAUACUGGAACCUCAUCUACAAAUACGAAUAUGCCUGGCAUGUUGCUCUUUUUUGGUGCGGAUACGUUCGAACUUGUCUACAAAAUCGAAUACCCAGGAAUAAGUUGUACAAAAAUCUGUUGGCACCCUAAGUUGAAUCAAAUCUUGGUUGGUUUUAGUGAUGGGACAAUAUAUUACGAUCAAAGUUUAUCCAAUCGUGGUGUGAUGACAUGCAUUGCAAAACCGAUCAGAAGAAAUCGUGCUAACGAAUUUGUUCGUGAGGAAAUGAUAUUAUCUCCACUCACACUGGAAAUGUUCCAACCGCGGGGAGAAGAAGGAGAAGAAAAGGAAGUCACCGGAUUUCGACUGAAAAAAUACCUCCGCAUGAUGGAUAACCAGCAACGACCACAGUUUCGGAAACCAGCUGACGUUCCAAUUGGAAGAAGUGCCAAUGGAAGAGUGGUUGCUAGUGGUGGUAGUUUGCAUUCAUAUGUAGCUCAGCAAAUGGGAACAUUGAAAAAUAAGACAUUCAUGGAAGAUACGGAUGUGCGAACGAGUAUACUGCGACAUGCUGAAGAAGCUGCGAAAAAUCCGAUCUAUGUAGACAAGGCUUAUCGUAAGACGCAACCAAAGCCUAUCUUCCAAGAAAAAACCACAGCCCCAGAAGAAGAAGAGCCAGACACCGAAUUACAGCCAGUGUUCAAAAUGCCUCGAUUGAAUUGA
Angiostrongylus costaricensis is the source of this 1686-nucleotide messenger RNA. Lineage: Eukaryota; Metazoa; Nematoda; Chromadorea; Rhabditida; Metastrongylidae. The record is from the annotation of a GenBank genome assembly.